ACUCGCCGCAGUCGCAUGCAACUCAUCCACAACACCAUGUCCAACCUGCUUUUAUCCCCCAGCUCUGCGCGGAACCUCGGCAGCAGCGCCUCGAAGCUCCUUCCUAAGACCCAAUGCCGCCAUGCGACGCUGCUAAAGCGCCCUAAGCGGCCCUACACCUUUACCCAGCUGGUCACGCUCUCGGACGGCAGCACCUACACCCACCGUACCACGUCCCCCGCUUCCGUUGUCACCAGUACCAAGGAUACCCGCAACAACCCGCUCUGGAAUCCGUCAUCGCAGAAACUUCUGAACGUCGAGGAGGACGAGGCAGGCCGGCUGCGGGCUUUCCGCGAAAAGUUUGGUCGUGGCUGGGAUAGUGAGGUUACGGAGAGUGCCGAGGAGGCGCGCGAGGGAGAAGAAGGAUUGCCUCCCCAGGAGGGUGAGGAGAGCCUGCUCGACCUGAUUAGCAAUUACGGCAGGGCUGAGGCUGCCAAGGGCGGGGCAGCGGGCGAGCAAGGAAAGCCGGCCCAUCUUAGCGGGAAAGAGAGGAAAAGCUCGAAAUAAUGAAGUUGAUAUCUAGAAUGAAAGCGGCGUUGGACAACUGGUUCGGCAAGCUUUCGGACGACCCAAGCACAUCAAAGCACGGAACAGAAAACAUGAUCUGGAGGCGUUCGAGCAUUUCUAGGGGUUGCAAUCACGGCAUCUUCCCAACGGGAAUGGUGGUUAUCAUGCAUUGAGCUCAAUGGAGGCUUCCACAAGAAGGUUUUUUAUAUGAGUACACUAUUUUUUACAGUCAUAAAUACAUUGAGUGGUGCCUGAUGAUUCCCAUACAGCACCAGCGGUGGUGGCCGCUA
This is a messenger RNA of Aplosporella prunicola CBS 121167, 836 nucleotides long. RefSeq lists its product as uncharacterized. Gene Ontology annotation, molecular function: structural constituent of ribosome. The coding region runs from base 37 to 546 and encodes 169 amino acids. Lineage: Eukaryota; Fungi; Ascomycota; Dothideomycetes; Botryosphaeriales; Aplosporellaceae. Gene Ontology annotation, biological process: mitochondrial translation. The record is from RefSeq and is a predicted model, not a curated record. Gene Ontology annotation, cellular component: mitochondrial large ribosomal subunit. The transcript has 2 exons.